Molecule: messenger RNA, 2094 nt
Organism: Emys orbicularis (European pond turtle)
Lineage: Eukaryota; Metazoa; Chordata; Testudines; Emydidae
Gene: RBBP8NL
Product: RBBP8 N-terminal like
Exons: 14
Coding region: 1-2094 (697 amino acids)
Source: RefSeq, a predicted model, not a curated record
AUGGCCACAGAAAGUUUUGCAGACUUCUUGAAUAAGCUCAAGGAAAUCCAUGAGAAAGAGGUCUUAGGACUGCAAACAAAGCUCACAGAGCUGACAACAGAGAAGUGUCGAGAUGCCCAGAGAAUUGAAGAGCUAUUUGCUAAAAACCACCAGCUAAGGGAACAGCAGAAGAUCCUUAAAGAAAAUGUGAAAGUGUUAGAAAACAGGUUGAGAGCAGGUCUCUGUGACAGAUGCAUGGUUGCCCAGGAGCUCGCCAAGAAGAAGCAGAAUGAGUAUGAGAACUCCCACUUCCAGAGUCUCCAGCACAUCUUCAUCCUCACUAAUGAAAUGAACAGGCUGAAGGAAGAAAAUAAAAACCAGAAGGAAGAACUGAAGAGGCUACGGAGCCUGGAUGACAGAACAAAGCACCAAAGAGCCCUCCCCAGAGAAAGCAGCUCCAUCCCGGACUCACCAUUGGCUUUACUCUCCCCAGUAAGCCGGAAACCCAGCACAGACAAAGCAGCUAGCAGAGAAGCAGAAGAAGGGUAUCAUGAACAGCCUGGCGAACAGCUGGGAGAAGAGACGUCUGCAGGGCAGAGAUGUUCUCUGGGCAGUAGGAUUUCUCCAAGUGCUGUUCUCCAAGAAGCACAUGCUCUGGAAAUGACUUCCCAGAGGAUAGCUAACCAGCUGCACGGAACCAUCGCUUUGGUGAGACCUGGCUCCAGACCGUGCCUCCCUGAAAAAAUCUCGGCCAGGAGAGCAACGUCACCACCAGCAAGAAAAAACUCACUGUUCCUGGAGCGUGAGCGCAGCCCCAGCCGUGAGGCUUGCUUAAGAACAAACAAACCAGAUUCCCACAAAGCCACUUCGUCCUAUGGAACUCUCCAACUGACCACCAGGCAGGAGCAGCUCUGCCUCCUUAACAAACAUUUCUCUCUGCACCAGUUUGGACUCAGGAGUAACAGCGCUUCUGCAGAUAGGGACAAUAGCUUGCCAAGCCACUUGCUACAGGCCAGAGAGACUGAAGACAGAACAAGGCUGCAGGAGGAAUGGGAAGAUCAGGCCGCCAUUUUAGAACUCCCUGGAGCUGUGGUGUACAUGCGGGACCAGCAUUUGGAGGAGAGGCUUCCGUUUCUUAAGCACAGAGAGAGGCUCCAGUAUCUCCUGGCACAAGAGCAUCAGCAAGGAUUCAGGGCCAGGACAGGAGGCGACCAAAAUGCAACUCUGGUUCCAGCUGCUCCUGAGGAAAGGCCCCUUUCCCCGCAGCCGACCAGGGGGUGCAAAGAAGAGAGGUCGUACCUGGAGGAACCUGUAGAAGGGAAAGUUGUUUGGAUAAACAGGGACAACGUGGAGCAAAGGGAGAAGGCAGAGGCAGCAAGAGAAUGUCUCCUGGACACACCUCUGGACCUGUCAGAUUAUGGCAGAAGGAGUGAAAACCUGAAACCUGCCAGCUGGCACAAAUCCCCCAAACAGCGUGAGGCUGACAGUCCAAGUCCGAUCCGUACAGAAAGCCCCACUCUUCAGACAGGCCGGAGCUCCAGCGUGCUGCCAAGAGCAGAGCAUGAGAACUCCCACCUAGCCUGCAGCCAGCUCCCUGCGGCCAAACCGCUGCAAAUCGGCAACGAGACUGAGCAGUUCAGUGCCAGAGAGCAAGAGGCCCUUGCGGCACCUUUGGUCCCUUCCUCACAAGGACAGCCCGCGGGCAAGCUAACAUCUUGUGAUCCUGCAACAGAUUCAGAGAUCAGGGUGAGAGUGUCUCCUAGGGCACAGAAGCGAGAACCAGAUGCUCAAACAGAGGAAGACGAUGCAGAGUCUGUGAAGCAGGACUCGGAUGAGCCCGACACGUCGGACAGCGAGGUGGCUGCCACUUAUGAACAUGAAACCCAUCAAGAAGAACACGCAGAAGGAAAACAUUUGUGCACAGAGGACAAGGAUGAGGUCUUGCAAAAGAAAAGGAAAAGAGGGCAGGAUCCAGGUAUUAAGGCAUAUAAGAAGUCAGUGAGAGGAAGAAGGAAAAUCAAAGCUCCCCAAGCACCAGCUGAUGCAGCAGAAAUUACAAAGGAAAUGGAGCACAACAGCCCUGCUUGCGGCAAUGACAUCUUUGAGGAGAACUAA